UUCUUCUGUCACUCCUCCGAUCUCCACCUAAGAGCGCCUCAGCCAUUAAACUUCUAGCUCUGUCGCUACACAGUCGGAUACCACAAUCACGACACUAUACAGCAGGGCAACUAAAGCUAUUGGCGUUGAAUUGUAAAAGAAGAUAUUCGAGGGUUUCCGGUAUUGAGGUAAAACAGAGCAUUGGAGUCAAUUAAGGCAAUGGAUUCUUCCAAUAUGACGUUCCCCAUCAAUGGUAAUGCGGGCAGUUUUUGGGAGAUGCGUCAAUCGGGAUACAAUUCCGGCGAUGAUGUGCGUACAGCUGCUUGGACAAAAGGGUUGUGUCACUGGAAUUCCAGACUCAAUGGUUCAUGUUUGUUUUACAAACUGUUAAUUUGCAUUAGAUUUAGCUGUAUGAAGGUAACGAAUCAUUUGCUAUACGCGCCUUCUUUCUUUUUGGAAUUGGGUUAAUUUCACAAACGAUCAUGAAGUUACCUAAAAAUUUCAAAACGGUCAUUGAAGUUACAAACUUACAAAAACUAUCACUGAAAUUUCAGGAAGGUUUCACUAAUGAUCACUAUGUUAUGUUUAGGCCCUAUGAUUUUAAUUCAAACUUAGAGAACCAAAACACAUUAACACACAGCCUUGAGGACCUCAAGUGCAAAUUUCAUCUAAAAAACCUUGAACCUCAUGUUUGGCUGGAAAUUAAUAGUACAGUACUACUUAUAAGCCAUCCUCAAAUCUCAACAGUUCCAACAUCACAAAUCACUCAAAAUUACAAGAAUUCCACAUCUCACUCUCAAAACCCAGAAACUGUUUCACACACAAAAGGAGAUGGAUCCAGCAAAUGAUCUGUUGGCUUCCUCCCCCACACAUUCCUCCAUUUCUUCUUAUGAUCUUCACACAGAGUCUACAGGUUCAUUUUUCCAUGACAGAAGCACCACACUUGGCCUUCUUAUGGGGGUCACCUUGCAGGCCAUCACAUUCAGGGUUUCCUCCUCGCAGAAUCGACAGUCGGAGAAUGCGGGCUCAGCCGCACACUCCGGCCGAAAAACCAAGACACCCAAAAGGGUCGGAAUCGGGGAGCAAUGGGGAUGGAGGAGCAGCGGCUUCGGCGGCAAAGAAGACGAUAGAUCAGGCAAACAAGAUCUAAAUCUGAGCACUCGUACUUACAGAAGAUGGAUAGAAUGAUUGAGUAGUUGUGGGAUUGUAUGUGUGGAAGAAAAGUUUCUCCUCUGCUGUCUCUUUAAGGGCUGUUAGUUUUUGAGGAUGAAGAAAUCAUUGGUUAAACAGAGGGGUAGCCACCCUUGAAGAAAAUCCCCAAUCCUCCUGUCUGUGGUCCUAAUUCGUUUCUGGGUUUUGGGUUUUUUAGAUGAAAUUUGCACUCCUCAAGGUUGUGUGUUAAUAUGUUUUGGUCCUUUAAGUUUGAAUUAAAAUCAUAAGGCCCUAAACUUAACGGAGUGACCAUUAGUGAAACCUUCCUAAAUAGUGACCGUUUCUGUAAGUUUGUAACUUCAGUGACCGUUUUGAAAUUUUUAGGUAAGUUCAGUGACUGUUUGUGAAAUUAACCCGUUUGGAAUUUUAUCAAAUAUAUUGGCUGCACUUCUGUUAAUCUUCCUAAGGUCGUUAUUCUGUUAUUACCAUAUUUUCUACUAAUUCCAGUUCAGAAGCCAUCAAUUUCAAAAGAAGUUAAACACUUAAACUGUAAGUGAGUUUAGAGGUGCUUAGAAUUUAUGAUACCAAAUUGCAGGGUUUCAAGUUAUCAACAGCAAUCCUAAAGGCUUCGUAGUUUUGAUAGUUGUUAGAUUAGAAUAAUUGGGAAACGAGGAUAUUAAGUUGAUCCUUGAUAUGGUACAAUUUGGUAAAAAGAAGGAGAAGAGGAGUAGAUAACCAAUGUGGACAUUCGGUGUUCGGCCAAAUUGAUGUUCGGCAAAAUUGUGUCCGCACUGAAUGAGAGUCAUGGACUUUGAAAUCUGUAUUUGGUAACUUUAGCCUCAAUGGACUUCGUUUAGAUGGUAUUUAACCAUAUAUAUGAUAUAUAGGAUAAAUCUUCGAUUGUUGAACUCCAAGUGAAUCGUUUGUACGAAAUGUGAAGGAAUGAAGCCGUGACUGCUGUGAUAGGCAAGGGAAAAUGUUU
Molecule: messenger RNA, 2113 nt
Organism: Olea europaea var. sylvestris
Lineage: Eukaryota; Viridiplantae; Streptophyta; Magnoliopsida; Lamiales; Oleaceae
Exons: 3
Coding region: 811-1167 (118 amino acids)
Source: RefSeq, a predicted model, not a curated record